AUGACAUUAUGGCAAGAUGCCGCGGCUAAGAAGCGCGAAGAGAUCUCCGCACUCAUUCCCGAGGCGUGGCGUAUAGACAAUCUACCAUCUGUGAAAGAGCAGGUCGACGUGACAGAAUACGUCAAGCAGUACUUGUCGGAAGAAGAGCUAAGCAUUACUGAAAGUGACGCGGAGAAGAUCGUGGGAAAGACCACGUCAGGGGCUUGGACUGCCGAAAAGGUCACGCGCGCGUUCUGUCACAGAGCAGCUCUCGCACACCAAUUGCUCAGCUGUCUUCACGAGAUCUUCUUCGAUGCGGCCAUCGCCGAUGCAAAGAAGCUCGAUGAUUACUUCGCAGAGCAUAAAACGCCCGUCGGCCCUCUCCAUGGCCUUCCCAUCUCACUCAAGGAUCAGUUCCACGUAAAGGAUGUCGAGACGACCAUGGGCUAUGUGGGCUGGAUCGGCACCUUUGAGGGAAAGAAGGGCACCGGCAAGGAAAAAGUCUUCGAGAGCGAAAUGGUCCGCGAGCUAAGAGCAAGCGGUGCAGUGCUGUACUGCAAGACGAGUGUACCGCACACUCUCAUGUCGGGUGAGACAGUGAACAACAUCAUCGACUACACAAUGAAUCCAAAGAAUCGCAACCUCAGCAGCGGAGGCAGCUCGGGUGGUGAAGGUGCAUUGAUCGGUAUCAGAGGGUCGCCAGUAGGCUUCGGCACUGAUAUUGGCGGUUCAAUCCGUAUCCCAGCUGCUUUCAACGGUUUGUAUGGUCUCCGUCCUUCGACCGGUCGCCUGCCUUACGAAGGCAUGUCGAAUUCCAUGGAUGGUCAAAAUACCGUCUUGUCGGUAGUCGGCCCACUCGGAACCACCGCAGGAUCGCUGCGCUUGGUCACGAAAGCCCUCCUCUCACAGCAACCUUGGCUCCAUGACCCAUUCGUGCACGAGAUUCCCUGGCGCAGUGAGGAAGAAGAUAAGAUCCAACAGCUUCUACAAUUUGUCGGUGAAUCUGUGCCCAAGGAAAAGAAGCUCGUCUUUGGAGUCAUGCACACUGACGGUGUCGUAACACCCACCGCGCCCAUUCGUCGCGCGAUUGAAUUCGUGACAAAAGCUCUCGAGGCCGCCGGUCACGAGAUUUUCACCUGGUCGCCACCUUCCCACAAGGUACUGAACGACACCGGCUUCAGAUCCUGGGUCUUCGACGGCGGCCGCAACGUGCGCGAAGCCUUUGCGCUCUCCGGCGAGCCCAUGGCCCCUCAGGUCUCUCUGUACCAGAACGAGAUGAAGGAGUUCAGCGCCACCGAGAUCGCCGAGACCAACGUAGCGAUGCGCGCCCUGAAGAAGGAGUACAUGGAUUACUGGAACAGUACUGCAAAGGAGACGAGCACAGGCAGACCAGUGGACGCCAUCAUCUCGCCACUGGCGCCGUGGCCGGCUGCGAGGAGGGAAAAGUACAAGUAUUACGGCUAUACGACUUGGAUCAACGCGCUGGACUACACUACUGUUGUGUUUCCGGUUACGAGUGUGGAUAAGGCGAUUGAUGUCAAGAGCAGUGACUUCAAGGCGGUGGAUGAGAAGGACCAGGAGAUUCAGGACGACUACGAUCCGGAAAUCUACGACGGCGCGCACGUCAGUCUGCAGCUUGUGGGCAGAAGGCUGCAGGAGGAGAAGAUCUUAGCAGUGGCCGAAUACGUAGGAAAGUUGAUUGGAAAAUAG
Didymella exigua CBS 183.55 is the source of this 1689-nucleotide messenger RNA. Its product is annotated as amidase. NCBI's taxonomy places the organism in Eukaryota, Fungi, Ascomycota, Dothideomycetes, Pleosporales, Didymellaceae. Bases 1 to 1689 code for a protein of 562 amino acids. The transcript has 3 exons. The record is from RefSeq and is a predicted model, not a curated record.